Aplosporella prunicola CBS 121167 is the source of this 681-nucleotide messenger RNA. RefSeq lists its product as uncharacterized. Gene Ontology annotation, cellular component: endoplasmic reticulum membrane; SNARE complex; ER to Golgi transport vesicle membrane. The record is from RefSeq and is a predicted model, not a curated record. Bases 1 to 681 code for a protein of 226 amino acids. NCBI's taxonomy places the organism in Eukaryota, Fungi, Ascomycota, Dothideomycetes, Botryosphaeriales, Aplosporellaceae. Gene Ontology annotation, molecular function: SNARE binding; SNAP receptor activity. The transcript has 3 exons. Gene Ontology annotation, biological process: intra-Golgi vesicle-mediated transport; macroautophagy; intracellular protein transport.
AUGGCGGACAUUCUGGAUUCCGAGGCCGGCUCGGAGCGUUUCGCCAGCUACGAGGCGGAGCUCAAGCUCGUGCAGGCGGACCUCACCCAGAAGCUGGACCAAAUCCCCGAGCUGUCCGGCGAGCCCAGAAAAGCGGCGAUAAGCCAAGCGGAGCGCGCACUGGAGGAGGCGAGAGAGCUCAUCGACCAAAUGCGGAUCGAAAAGCCCAACAUCCCAGGGCCCGCCAAGAACAAAAUCAACCAGCGGUUCCGGAACGUGCAGCACGACAUCGACGAGCUGGGGCGCAAGCUAACAGCGCAGUCGACGGACCGGCGCGCGCUCUUCGGGAAGCGGUACCGCGACGACCCGGCGACGGCGGACGACCAGCAGGAGCAGCGGCAGCAGCUGCUGUCGGGCACGGGCCGGCUCGAGCGCAGCAGUGGCCGCUUGCGCGAGAGCCAGCGCAUCGCGCUCGAGACGGAGGAUAUUGGGCGCAGCACGCUGGGCGACUUGGCUACCCAGCGCGAGCAGAUUGUCAAUACCCAGCAGAACCUGCAUGCCAGUGAGGGGUAUACCGAUCGCAGUAUUAAGACGUUGCGCGGCAUGGCGCGUAGAAUGGCUACGAAUCGCAUAAUCACGAUAGCGAUUAUCACGGUGCUGGUGCUGCUUAUCGUCGCGGUCAUAGUGAGCAAGUUCAGGUGA